Molecule: messenger RNA, 2132 nt
Organism: Argentina anserina (silverweed cinquefoil)
Lineage: Eukaryota; Viridiplantae; Streptophyta; Magnoliopsida; Rosales; Rosaceae
Product: histone deacetylase 5
Exons: 14
Coding region: 34-1992 (652 amino acids)
Biological process (GO): negative regulation of transcription by RNA polymerase II
Cellular component (GO): cytoplasm; histone deacetylase complex
Molecular function (GO): histone deacetylase activity; transcription factor binding
Source: RefSeq, a predicted model, not a curated record
GAGUGAGAGCGAGUGAGAGAGAUCAGAGCAAAGAUGGAGGGUAGUGUUGACUCCGCGGGCAAAAGUCAACGGCGGGUAGGGUUGUUAUACGACGAGAGGAUGUGUAAGCACUCCACACCGGACGGUGAGCCCCACCCGGAAAACCCUGACCGGAUUAAGGUCAUCUGGAACAAACUCCAAGCCAGUUCCAUUCCCCAGAGGUGUGUUCUUUUGGAAGCGAAAGAAGCCGAAGACAAACAUAUCUUGGCAGUUCACUCCCAGAAUCAUGUUGAUUUGAUCAAGAAGAUUAGCUCCAGGCAGUUUGAUUCAAAAAGAAAUCGAAUUGCGUCGAAAUUGGAUUCGAUAUAUUUAAAUGAGGGAACAUCUGAAGCUGCAUAUCUUGCCGCCGGCUCUGCCAUGGAGGUAACUGAAAGAGUUGCAAAAGGAGAAGUGGACUCUGCUGUGGCUAUUAUUAGGCCUCCAGGACAUCAUGCUGAAGAAGAUGAAGCUAUGGGGUUUUGUCUUUUUAACAAUGUAGCAAUUGCAGCAAGUUAUGUUUUAAAUGAAAAACCAGAAUUGGGAAUCAACAAAAUUCUGAUAGUUGAUUGGGAUGUGCAUCAUGGUAAUGCCACUCAAAAGAUGUUCUGGAAUGAUCCUCGUGUUCUAUUCUUCUCGGUUCAUAGGCAUGAGUUUGGUAGUUUUUAUCCAGCUACUGAUGAUGGUUUCUAUACUAUGAUCGGAGAAGGACCAGGAGCAGGAUAUAACAUUAAUGUCCCUUGGGAAAAUGGUCGAUGUGGUGAUGCUGAUUAUUUUGCGGUUUGGGAGCAUAUUUUGAUUCCAGUUGCCAAAGAAUUCAAUCCUGACUUAAUCAUAGUCUCUGCCGGAUUUGAUGCAGCUAUUGGUGAUCCCUUGGGCGGUUGUCGUAUCACACCAUAUGGAUAUUCAGUUAUGCUGAAGAAGUUGAUGAAUUUUGCCAAUGGAAAGAUCGUGUUGGCUUUAGAAGGAGGAUAUAACUUUGAGUCUAUCGCAAAGUCAAUGCUUGCUUGUGUUGAAGUUCUGCUAGAGGACAAACCUAUCCUUGGAUCUUCAGAGGCAUACCCAUUUGAGUCAACAUGGAGUGUGAUACAAGCGGUUCGCCAGACAUUAAGUGAUUACUGGCCAUCACUUACAAAUGAGUUGCCAGUGGAGUUGCUCAAUCAAAAGGCACCUUCACCUGCGUACAAUCGGACCUCAAGCUCUGACUCUGAAGUGGAGGAUCAUGAAAUUCCAAAAGUAUCUCCGCAUCUUGAGGAAGCUCUUCAGGAGAUUAUAGAGCCCCUUUCAAAGCUACAAGUUGAUGACGGUGCUCAGGCUUAUGUGGCAACCUGGAGGUCAGAGCUUUCAAAAUUUGACGUAUGGUAUGCUGCGUUUGGAUCCAAUCUGUUGUUGAAAAGACUGCUUUGCUAUAUUGAAGGUGGACAGGUGGAUGGUAUGCUAAAGCCAUGCGUUGGUUCAGAGGAUAAAACCCCACCGAAAGAGAUCAUGUGGAAGACCUUCCCUCAUCGCUUAUUCUUUGGUCGGGAAUUUACUCUGUCAUGGGGUCUUGGAGGGUCUGCGUUCCUCAACCCUGAGAGCAACAGUGAGGAUAAAACUCACAUGUGCCUAUACAGAAUUACGCUUGAGCAGUUUAACGAUUUGUUGGUGCAGGCAAAUUAUGGAGGCCAUACCUUGAGCUCUCCUUUGUUUGACUUGUCUGCUUUAAAUUCAGUCACAAGUGAAGAACCUCAUUCCCUGCAGGUUCUAGAGGGUUGGUACGGCAACAUUGUCUAUUUGGGAAAGGAGCAUAGCAAUCCAAUACUGACAAUGACGUGCACAAAAUCUAAUGUUGAGCGCUUCAAAUCUGGAGAGGUUGCGUUGUGUGCUCCAUCCAAGAAGUAUGCCAGCACAAUAGUGACAGGCCUGGUGGAAGGAAAGCAGCUUUCACAGGAGGAGGCACUGGCUUACAUACAAGAAGCUUCUACUAAACCAUUGUGAACUGGAUUGCAACUUCUUAUCGUUGCGGUCUUUUGUAAAUCAACAGUGUAACGUUAUUGCUGGAAUAGGAUUAUACAGAUGCCUAUUCAUAGGGAAUUAGGGAUAUUCAAAAACUUAACUAGAAAUGACCUUGACUAUCA